Paramuricea clavata is the source of this 1865-nucleotide messenger RNA. Lineage: Eukaryota; Metazoa; Cnidaria; Anthozoa; Malacalcyonacea; Plexauridae. The record is from the annotation of a GenBank genome assembly.
UAUGGGUAUUAAUACUAUAGUUUCGAUACCAUGUCUUCGAUUGUCACCAGUAUAUUAAGUUCCACUGUGGGAUUAUUGUGGAACAAAGCCCGAGAUGCGACUGCUAAAAAGCUGAAGGACGGUGAUAUUACAGACGCAAAACUUCGUGAAACAGUCGUGAGAGAACUGAACGAUGUCAAAACCAAAAUUGACGGUCUCUCACGCAAAGAUCUGCUCAGCAGCUACAGUUUUCUACAAGAAGGCGUACAGUUACUGAUUCUUUCUCUGGAUAAGUCGAAGGGCGAGUGGAAAGCUGUGCAAAGCGAAACUCAAGAUAAUCGCGGUGAAAUGUCUAGAAUGUCGAACAGUAACGAAUCAGCAGAUAUCUUGAACAAAGCCUUAGAACUUUCUCACAUCAUGGGAAAGCUAAAAAUCGUGUCAAACGAGUCUGGAUGCGCGAAAGAACGACUCAAAGAUGCCCGUAAGGAAGCAACCCAUGCGUUUUGCAACGAAGCAUUGAAUAUUCAAGACCGAAUCUUCGCAGCGAAACUCCGUGUCGUUUCGGAGAUGCUGGAAUGUCUCGACAAUCCCGACAUAGCGGCUACUUCAUGCCUGUUGUUUUUAGAAAAGCUUCAUGAUUUACCCGCCGUUCGCAACAUAUUCUCGGUGUAUCUCGGUGGUGGAGUUAAGUCCAUCUUCAGUAAGGCUGAACGAGUUGAGAAUGUCAAAUCUGUCAUGAUGAUCAACUACGUUUUGUAUCAAUUUGUUUCGAGAUUCAGCAGCAAGUAUUAUUCAGCAUUCGCCUGGCCAACAAUACAACUCUCUAAUCGCAGUUUUAACCCUAUAUGGAAUUGGGAGGAAGUUUCGACAAGAAAGUCAUGGGGCAAAGAAUUGACCCAACCUCCCAACGAAACGAAACUCGAUAGAAAUAUCAAUUACGUGUAUAAUAUUUCUGUAAACAGUCGGGGCCAGAUAGUUGAAUGGGAUGAUAAUGACAUUGAAUUAAUCUCUAGAACGGGCGAAAGUAAAGUUGUUAAUCAAUUUUCUGUUCCGAGCACAGAAGUUAAAGAAAGGGAGGAUUUCAAACAAGAAAUUUUAGGUCUCGCUGUAGAUCAAGAAAAUAAUGUUUAUGUUCUACUAUAUUGUGAAGCAACUUCACAAAAUGGCAAUGUGGAUAGCCUUGUAGUAUUAUGUAUAUUGGAUGAACAUUGCGAUCGUGUAAAACACAAAAGGGAAUUGGAUUUUCUUCCAAACCACAAGAGACAUGAUCUGAGAUUAUCAUUAGAAAUAAACAAAAACAAUAACAUUGUAAUGACACCAACAAAGUCCGACGACCACCAUGUGUACAUCUGUGACCACACUGGGCAGUUAAGAAACAAGUUUGAACAUGAAAUUUCUGAUCUACACUACAUGAGUGUUUCAGACAAUAAUGAAAUCAUGUUGGCAUCAUUCUUGGGCGACGUUGUUGAAAUAUACACAGAGGAGGGAAAUCCAAAGUUGAAACUAGAACUACCGGCAGGUCACAUGGUCUGUGGAACGUCAUUUCACUUUGUCAUUCGUAAAAUAAUUGUCUUAACCAUGGUCAGCGGCGGUUAUUCCUGUUUCCUCCAUUGUUACUCUGAAAAAGGUGAACUGGAGACCUCGAAGUUCUGUUUAAAUGACGGUGAAGACAUUCCUCGGAUUACAUCUCAUCCAUGUGGUCCAGUUGCUAUUGUUAGAGAGGGCAGAAACAUAAUCGAUAUAUAAGGAAAUUUUCUAUGUAAUCCCUCAGAAAACGUCACUUGAAUUUGAUCAAGUAUAGUUCAAUAAAAGUACAUUAUAUUUUAAUAUAGUUUGAGAACCUAAACUUUAGGAACUGUAUUUAAUAAUGCUAUAACAUUUCACAG